Molecule: messenger RNA, 2367 nt
Organism: Durio zibethinus
Lineage: Eukaryota; Viridiplantae; Streptophyta; Magnoliopsida; Malvales; Malvaceae
Product: glucose-6-phosphate 1-dehydrogenase, chloroplastic-like
Biological process (GO): glucose metabolic process; pentose-phosphate shunt, oxidative branch
Cellular component (GO): chloroplast stroma
Molecular function (GO): NADP binding; glucose-6-phosphate dehydrogenase activity
Source: RefSeq, a predicted model, not a curated record
ACUGCCAAAGAUAUUUUCUAACAUUCUUUUCUUAACCCAACUAUCUUUGUAUGAUAUAAAAAUCCAACAGAAACCUUGUACUCAACAUUUCUUUAGUUUUUGUUUGAUCAGUUAUAUUAAUUGCAUGGCUACACACAUUACGCCUUGUUCUUCUUCUUCUUCUUCUUCCUCACUUACCUUUUCUUCUGAAUUCAAUGUUUGUAAGCCAAGAAAAUGUUGUUUCUCCAAACGGGUUUCUCAAGUUCGUCCAAGAAUCCUUUCGAGAAACCAUUUCCAGAUCAAAUCCUCAAAUGGGCAGCCACUAAAUGCUGUUUCUAUGCAGGAUGUGCUCUUUGGAUUAGGUAUGGAUGGAAGGCCUUUGGCCAAAGGAAUCAAGCCUGAAGAGGAAGAAGUUUUCUUUGACUUCUCAGACCCAGAGGAAGUACAGUCUACUCUCAGCAUAGCUGUUGUUGGAGCUUCAGGGGACCUUGCUAAGAAGAAAAUUUUUCCUGCACUUUUUGCCCUUUACUAUGAAGAUUGUCUUCCUGAGAACUUUGUGGUUUUUGGUUAUGCUCGUACUAAACUGACAGAUGAAGAGCUCAGGAACAUGAUUAGUGGAACUUUAACUUGUAGAAUUGAUACGAACGAAAAUUGUGAAGCUAAAAUGGAGCAGUUCUUGAAGAGAUGCUUUUACCAUUCAGGUCAGUAUAAUUCUGAGGAGCAUUUUGCAGAACUAGAUAGCAAGCUGAAAGAGAAAGAGGCUGGAAAACUGUCAAAUAGGUUAUUUUACUUGUCAGUACCUCCAAACAUAUUUGUGGAUGUGGUGAGAUGUGCCAGCCUCAAAGCCUCUUCAGCAAAUGGGUGGACAAGGGUCAUUGUUGAAAAGCCAUUUGGCCGUGAUUCAGAGUCCUCUGCUGAGCUAACAAGAUGUCUGAAGCGUUAUUUAACUGAGGAUCAGAUCUUCAGGAUUGACCAUUACUUGGGCAAGGAACUUGUUGAGAAUCUCUCAGUGCUUCGCUUCUCAAAUCUUGUUUUUGAACCUUUGUGGUCAAGGAAUUAUAUCCGCAAUGUGCAAUUGAUAUUUUCUGAAGACUUUGGUACUGAAGGACGAGGGGGUUAUUUUGAUCAUUAUGGAAUCAUACGAGAUAUAAUGCAAAAUCAUCUCCUGCAAAUUCUGGCACUGUUUGCAAUGGAGACUCCUGUCAGCUUAGAUGCUGAGGACAUUAGGAAUGAAAAGGUAAAGGUUCUGAGAUCAAUGAAACAACUGCAGCUCGAGGAUGUCAUCAUUGGUCAGUAUAAGGGCCACAACAAGGGCGGUAGAAGAUAUCCAGGUUAUACUGAUGACUCAACUGUACCAAAUAACAGUAUUACGCCUACAUUUGCUGCAGCAGCUCUGUUUAUAAAUAAUGCAAGAUGGGAUGGUGUCCCUUUUCUCAUGAAGGCCGGCAAAGCUCUCCAUACUAGGCGGGCAGAAAUCAGAGUUCAGUUUAGACAUGUUCCAGGUAAUUUGUACAAGCAGAAUUUUGGAACUGAUUUGGACAAGGCUACAAAUGAGCUUGUGCUGCGCGUGCAACCUGAUGAAGCCAUUUAUCUGAAGAUCAAUAACAAAGUUCCUGGUCUUGGAAUGAGAUUAGAUCGCAGUGACCUUAAUUUGCUUUAUCGGGCAAGGUAUUCAAAAGAAAUCCCAGAUGCAUAUGAGAGAUUGCUCUUAGAUGCUAUAGCAGGGGAACGAAGGUUGUUCAUUAGAAGUGAUGAGCUAGAUGCUGCUUGGUCACUGUUUACACCAUUGCUAAAAGAACUCGAAGUAAAAAAGAUUGCUCCAGAACUGUACCCGUAUGGGAGCAGAGGACCAGUUGGAGCACAUUAUCUUGCGGCCAAGUACAAUGUUCGAUGGGGUGAUCUCAGCGGAGAAGACUCAUAAGCAUAAUGGUGCCAAAAGUUUUGAACAAUCUAAUUUUGUCUACUCAUGAACCAUGACAGGGCUCAUUAUAUCACCCACAGUUGUUCCAUUUAAGUGCAUCAUGUGUUUUUAGGUGGGUGAUUUUCUUUGUUUUGUUGAUUUGUGAAAGUACAGAUAAUUGAAUGGCAAAGUGAUUCUACAUUUGCAAACAAUUCGUGUGUAAAUUGACUUGGUUUCAAAUCAAUGAACGGAUUGAUUUUAGUCUUCUUGGAGUGUUUCACGCAUUUGUAAGGCAAAGUUUUGCUUUUGCUUUCCACAAAAGGAAAGCAAUUCCUUGCUACAAACGAGUACAUGCAUUCAAGUGAUAUUCACAAGUUUGAGUCACUUUUAUUUUUCUUUCUUUUAGUAACUUUCUUUGUUUUGUUUGUCUCACCUUUUAACUUUAUAUGGAUGUUUCGAGGUUAGCUUUAUUUCUUCUUUUUUUUUUU